AUGUACAACCGAAACGUAGCUUUUUCUUGUUCUGCUCAUGAGAUUAAUCGGAAAUUGCACAGCAGAUACCGAUGGAAGGAUCUGAUUCCUUCAAAAACCGACGCACUACCGUAAGUUUCAGGAUUACUGUAAGAUAAAUACAUAAGGAUUACGUACAAGUAAAUCAACUCAGGCUUGUGAAAGGGCUGGCCCGUCAGCCUAUAGACCCCCGGGCAUUUUUUGCCCGGCACGGCGAGCUCUCAACCUAAAGUGUCUGGCCAGAGUCAAAGAACGCAAAUUUCCUCAAAUAUCAGACUUUUUCACGACAAAAAUCACGUUUUUGUUUCUUCUUAUACGGAAAACUAUAAAUUAACUAGCUUGAAAGAACCUUGGUGAAAGUUUUGAGAGGGCCCAAGUCCCAGAUCGACUCGGCCUGAAGCACAAGCUGGACUCAGCUGAGGAUUUGAAAACUCUCUGAGAUUGUCUAGAGCAUCCUUAUGAAAGUCUAAAAAGGAUUGAUCAAUUUUCCUACUCGAAUCAAAUUUUUUUUUGUCAAUUUCUGAUGAAAGCAACUUUUUUUUUAAGUCGAACUGCAGCCUUUUCAAUCCUUAUACGGCGGCUCUUCGCUACGAAUCUCAGCGACCCGUUUUCGCCCCAACUUAUCACUGUAAAAGCGACAGUGAGGUGUCUUCAGACUCAAAGGUUCAAAAAAUGGUUGGCAAAAGAGUGAGUAUUCAUUCCAGACAGUCAAUAAAUACGUUCGUUCGGCGGAGUCUCAGGAAGUUCUGGAUCAUAUUCCGAGCGUUGUGAGUUUCAUAUUUUAUGGCUAGAGUAGAUUUUGAUGGGGAUUGAAAAUAUUGUACCUUUUUCAAUGAAAUGAGACGAUGUUUGAUCAAAAUUCUGUAAAAGAAAAUGUGCAGAGAAAAAAAAAUAAUCAAAAAAAAAAUCUUCAAAAAGAAAAUGUUCAAAAAGAUUUCUCAUGAGAAUCUCAUCAGCGAAGAUUCACUUCCAUUGAAAAAAAGUUCAAACCACGCCAAAAUUUGGCGCCUCUCAAAAUCUAGCUAAAAAUUCUACAUCCAAAUUCUUUCAAUUAUGAAAGACCAUUAUUUGAGUUUUUCGUUUUCAGAGAACCGUGUCGGGGACCUCCAUUUCCUUGGUUUGUCAGAAUUUUUUGAAAUCUGUCGAAAAUGUGAAUUUCAGAGCAACUCGGAUUACUCUUACUACCCGAGCAGCCAAACUCUUCAGCCGGUAGUAAUUUAAAUGAAAAAAAAAACGAUCCACAAUUAUUUUUUUCUAUUCUCAGUCAAACUCGUCGUACGCCUACACCAACGGCUUCAUCGUGCCUCAGAUGGUGCAGCCAGAGUACCGUAACUCGCGAUUUUCCGACUACAGUACCCCUUACGCUUCUCUGCCACAGUACCAACCGCUGGACGGUAUCAGACGCCGUGAGCGUACUGAUAGAAUCGUGGGGAUUAUUUUUAGAUCAAGGGAAAACGAAUAAAUCUAGCCAUGCCGCUCGGAUUCGCAAGUGUCGCAGAAUACGGCGACGGUCAAUCAGAUCCGCAAACUUCCGGAUCCUUUUGAAGGCGAGACCAGCGUCGAGUACCCGGCUGCCGUUCGUGCCCCGAAUAAUAAGGUUUGUCUAAUUUCAGCUUUUGAACAAAAUCUGGUACAUCGGGAGCUUCAGUAGUAGUUUCUCCUUAAGGAUCACUAGAUAUAACGGUUCCACUUGGGCAGCACUCCUGCUUUUUAUCACUCAACAAGGAAACGGGGUGGUCUGUAAUAAGAGAUUUCUCGCUUUCAAAAUCCCACUGAAUCUCCGUGGAUUUUGGAGAAACACACAGUUGAACGCAAUAGAGGGAAAAGAAUAAGAAUGAAAAUUUUCAAAUUUAAAUUUUGUUACGAAGAUUUGAAAUUGAUCAUCAGCCUAAUCCAUUUUUUGAAGGAUCGGUUUUUUUGAAUUUUAGUCCUAAAAAAAGGUUUUCAUAAUUCGAAUAUCAAUUUUUCAUCAAAUUUUAAAUUUUCAUAGAAAUUCUAACAUUUAUCUUUAAUAUAUCAUAUAUCAUAUAAUACAUGUCGUCAUAUCACAAUCGAAUCGGAAACACUUAUUUCUUGGACAAAAAGGGGUCCAUAACCUUUUCGUAUUGUCAUCCACGUAAUUUUAUAGAAUACGAUAGCGAUACGCCCUCGAAAAAGUGACGUUGAUUGGUUUCUGGUUUCAGAAAAUCAGAAAGAGAUCAAUUUCUUUUGGUUUACGGUGAUUUCUAAGAUUAACAUGGAAUAAUGGUCAACGAAAUCAAUUUUUCGAUAAAUUUUUAUUGGGAAAUAAAAUUUUUUUAAGAUGACUUCUGAGCUUUAAUAAUUUGCAGACGCUGAACAAGUACUUGCGAACUGCUGAUUCCCUCGCCGCGAUCAACGCGAUCGAUAUGAACUUCGACGACUCGGAAGGCUUCCAACAGUGUUCCGAACAUCCCUGCAGAAGGACCAAAUCGACUCAGGUUUGUCUUUUUACGUUUCUCCCGUCUUUGGACCAAGAAAACUGGAGGAAACGUAAAAGCUAAAAUAAGAAAAGCUGAAGAUAUUUCAAGAUAAAUCCUUGAAGGUAAGGAUAGUUCAGGACUUGCUCGGAAAAAAGCUUGUAUGAACCUUCUUCAGACAUUUUUUUCGGAAUCAUACCGCAGUAAAAAAAAAUGUUUAGCUAGUCAGAUUCUGGAUAUUUUAGACCCUGAACAAGUAUAUUUACUCGCCGGACUCGCUCUACGAGAUUGAACAGCUCCCAGAACCUGCCGCUCGCUCCACGAGCUCUGGAGUGAGUCUCCAUCCAAAAAAAUCAGCAUCAACUAGCGACUUCAGAUUAAUCACAACAAGCUGCGCGACUUUUCGAUCGACUCGCUGGAGGACCUGCGACAGCUCCCGUCCGUUUCGCAGGUCUCCCUCUUCGACCAUCCGACUCGCGACGUCCACACGGCUCGGAAUAUCAGCCCUCAGGUUCGCAAACCAGGUAUGGCCACUUUUUAUCGGAAGAGCGUCUCACUUCUACUGUACAGUCUGUUCAGAUUUUGAAUUUCAAGUCGCCGCUCAAGCUUCGCCCCUAACAGCGCAAUAAACCAAUCAGAGAGCGAGCCAUUCACAGAGCCUUUUCGAAUGACGCCAUUGUACUUGAAAUUCAAAAUUUGAACAAAUCUUGGGAGGCAAAGAGGCGUGGCCUAUCUGCGCUCUCCGCCAAUCACGCACUGUCUUUUUUUUUAUCGUGUUAGGACCCAGUAUUCGAUGGCUCACACCAGCCCUUAGUCAGCUAUAAACAUUAUAAACGAAGUUUUCUGCGUAAUCGCCUUUUUUUUAAAUCAAAGAAUUCUGAUAAAUAACUUCAAAACAAACCAGGCAACUACAUGGAACAGCAGCCGUAUUUCUACUACCAUCACCAGAAUUAUUACGCCGAGCCUCAAUACCAGGAACAGCCCGGCUUCCAGUCCCGCAAGGCCAGUGCUGACUAACCGGUAAUGUCAUUUUACUUUGCUUUUGCGAAAUCUCAGUGAACUGGCCAUAAUUGGAAGUACCAGGUGAAGAUUCUGCAAGUCUCAAACUGCACAUCUUACCAAAUUUUUGAGAGUAAAAAGACCGGAGUCCGGUCUCUGAUGGUUCUGUCAACCUGCAAAAAUUCCUAAUUUUCAAGGAAAAACGCCUCUGAAUUCUCGAAAAGCCACUUUUUUGAUACAUUUAUUUUUUUUUUGUGACAAUUAGGAAGUUUUGCACGUUGAGAACAUUAGAAAAAAGUAUUCUGACCAUUUUCCACGGACCUCCUAACAGCAAAGUAAAAUGUCAUUCCUUGAAAAUUAAUUUCUGAAUAACGACUCUUUUUUCAGUUUAAUGCUCCGAACAACCCAUACUCUUUGCAAUGA
This is a messenger RNA of Caenorhabditis auriculariae, 3878 nucleotides long. Lineage: Eukaryota; Metazoa; Nematoda; Chromadorea; Rhabditida; Rhabditidae. The record is from the annotation of a GenBank genome assembly.